AUGGCGUCCACCGCUUACACCAAGCUCAGCAACGAUGGCAAGUCGAUCCGCCUCUCCUCCCAGGCUUACAUCACCACCGAGAACUAUCAAGAUGUCGGCCUGCGAGUGAGGCACGAUGAUUCGAGCAGAUACAUCCUCGAGGCCGUGUGGCAGUAUCCGGACGGUGCGGAGAGCACCUUUGCCUUUCUGUCGGGAGUGGUGGUCGACUACAAUCCCGAUCGGCUUGACGACGGUUUCCGCGAAGGCGUUCCGUCUCUGUGCAUGACCGGCGAGACUCUCUGCAUCGGCGUUCCCGACGACAUCAUGGGUCACAUCGUAAUGAACCUUCGACUCGCCGUCCUCAACAAAUAUCCGGCCUGUGAUUUGGUCGACCAGAGCAAGAAGCACAACGGCUUCUCCUGGCUCACCGCCGACGCGGAGUGCAUCAACGGGUUCACCUUGAGGAAAAGUAACGGGAGCAUCCGCCGCAUCAAGUACCACUGCACCUGGCAGGAAGAGAUCAGGAGCUCUUUGGUCUGCGACAUCGCCGCCAUCGUCCGCGUUCACCAAGACGCCGCGGGUAGCUGGAGCGAACUCGACUUCAAUAUUAGCUGCGUCCACGUCUGGGACCUCACGACAACUUCGGCCCCUCUCACUCUCAAUCUCAUUCAGCAGUCCCCUACACGCAAGGAGGCCAGCAAAGCUCUGCUGGAGAAGAUCAAGCCGCAUCGACGCAGCUGA
Messenger RNA from Pseudozyma flocculosa PF-1, 720 nucleotides. RefSeq lists its product as uncharacterized. The transcript has a single exon. The record is from RefSeq and is a predicted model, not a curated record. Bases 1 to 720 code for a protein of 239 amino acids. Lineage: Eukaryota; Fungi; Basidiomycota; Ustilaginomycetes; Ustilaginales; Ustilaginaceae.